AUGGUAUCGGCGUCACCAGCGGGUCUAUCCACCAAGGUGGGCGACGGUGGUGGGAACCUGUCUUCAGGACAGCGGCAGCUGGUUUGCUUGGCCCGGGCUGCGCUCGCCAACUGCUCCGUACUUGUACUGGACGAAGCCACCGCUAACGUCGAUACAGAAACCGACAAGCACAUUCAGGCGACGAUCAGAAAUAAGUUCGCGCACGCGUCGGUGCUCACGAUCGCCCACCGGCUCAACACCGUCAUGGACUACGACAGAAUUAUCGUUAUGGACAAGGGACGUGUAGUCGAAUCCGGACACCCAUACGUACUUUUGACGCAAACGAACGUGCAAACAAAUAUAGACGUCCCCCCUGCGGAGGCGCAGGAGCAACCUAAUCAUACUGAGAAGAUAUCUGGAGAUGAACUUAUAUCCGAUUAUCUGUCUGAUCAAGAUGAGGGUGAAAGCACCUUGAUCUCUUCUUGGAAUGAAAUUUUACAAUUUUCGGAAAGAUCACAGAUAGAAAAUAAAACAGACGAGAUGGCUUUAGAAGCAGAGCCCUUACUAAAGGCUGAUAACACAAAGGCACCGGUUUCUCAAAGGAUACGGAUGGAGUCAAACAGGUCACAGGGUAGCGAGUUAGAAGGGGGUAUAUUCAAGAUGCUGGUGGAACAAACUGGCCGGGAGACUUCGGCUCUACUACUCAAGUUGGCAGAGGAGAGUUAUGUCAAAAUGAUGGAGAGAAAAAAAAGGGGGAUGAAUUUACAGAAGACAGACUAG
Parnassius mnemosyne (clouded apollo) is the source of this 759-nucleotide messenger RNA. NCBI's taxonomy places the organism in Eukaryota, Metazoa, Arthropoda, Insecta, Lepidoptera, Papilionidae. The record is from the annotation of a GenBank genome assembly.